Cryptotermes secundus is the source of this 2682-nucleotide messenger RNA. It is a transcript of the gene GlcT, whose product is annotated as ceramide glucosyltransferase. Gene Ontology annotation, biological process: glucosylceramide biosynthetic process. The transcript has 8 exons. Gene Ontology annotation, cellular component: membrane. Lineage: Eukaryota; Metazoa; Arthropoda; Insecta; Blattodea; Kalotermitidae. Gene Ontology annotation, molecular function: ceramide glucosyltransferase activity. The record is from RefSeq and is a predicted model, not a curated record. The coding region runs from base 86 to 1279 and encodes 397 amino acids.
UGAGAAUACCCUAGUCCUAGUCCAUUCGCAGAACUACGUCCGUGAUGUAUAUGAUUGUACAUGAUUGGUACAUGAUGUCGCCAAGAUGGCGCCGGUGAUUUAUACGUUAUACGGGUUUGCAAUACUUUUCUUCGUGUUUUGGUGCGGUAAAUGGAUAGUACAUUUAAUUGCUCUGUUUUAUGGAAAGUGGAAACUACAUAAAAAAGUUACUCAACUGCCAUGCGAAACUCCUUAUCCAGGUGUUUCAAUUUUGAAACCACUGAUGGGUGUAGACCCCAACUUAUUUUGUAACCUGGAGACUUUCUUCACAAUGAAUUAUCCUGUGUAUGAGCUUCUGUUUUGUGUUGAAGAUAAGAGUGAUCCUGCUGUUAUGGUAGUCAUGCAGCUCACUGAGAAAUAUCCAACUGUUAGUUCCAGAUUAUUUACUGGUGGUUCCAAUGUUGGAGUAAAUCCAAAAAUUAACAACAUGCAACCAGGUUUCAAAGCAGCAAAGUAUGAGCUCAUACUUAUAUCAGACAGUGGAAUAAGAAUGAAAGAAGACACGUUAUUGGAUAUGGUUUCGUGUAUGACAGAAGAUGUUGGUCUGGUCCACCAGAUGCCAUUUACAUGUGACCGUGAUGGUUUUGCAGCUACGUUAGAAAAGGUUUAUUUUGGCACUGCACAAGCACGCAUCUACUUAGUUGCUGAUUUUCUUCGAGUAAAUUGUCAUACAGGAAUGUCUGCUCUAAUGCGCAAGGCUCUGAUUGAUGAAGUUGGGGGAAUUGAAGCAUUCAGCUGUUACUUGGCAGAAGAUUUCUUUCUUGCCAAAUCACUAAAAGAAAGAGGCUGGAGGAUGUGUAUCAGCAGUCAACCAGCAUGGCAGAACUCCGGUGUUUGUGAAAUAAAUAGUUUUCAGGCUCGAUUAACCAGAUGGGCGAAAUUGCGGGUAGCCAUGGUGCCUCAUACCAUUCUCCUGGAGCCUUUGUCUGAGUGUAUGGUAAUAGGAGCAUGUGCAUCAUGGGCUGUCUCCUUCCUCUUCAGUUGGGAUCCUCUCGUCUUCUACUUGGUGCACAUCCUCGUCUGGUUUCUUCUUGACUGGAUCUUACUUUCUAUUAUUCAGAAUGGUUCUCUGCCAUUUAACAAAUUUGAUUUUGUUAUGGGUUGGCUGUUUCGAGAAUGUAGCAGUCCAUAUUUGUUUCUUCAUGCUCUGUGGGACCCAGCGAUAAGAUGGCGUGCACGGACCUACAGACUUAGGUGGGGUGGUGUUGCCGAAGAAUUGAAGCCCAAAGUGAAAGUAUGAAGUGUAAGUGUGAGUCAAAACUUGCAGAUUCAGUAACAGCAAGUGAAGAAGUGUUACUGAUGAGACCUAACUCUUAAGUGCGUAAUUACUUAUCGUCUGUGGGAACAUCCUGUUGUAGUACAACCACCACAAGUGAUCAAAAGAAGCUCUUCAGAUUUUCUGAAGAAGAAAUUCUAUUUAGUGAUAAAAAUAUGAAUAUCAUGUUGAAGGUUAUAUUUUAGAAGUUAUGGCUGUCCGUCCAUACCAUAUGUAAAGACAUCUGCAUACAUAAAAUGUCAUUUCCAAGCAAAGAGAAGCAUGAUACAACCAUUGAGUAUGUUCAGGUCUGAUGUCAUUGUUACCACAGCUUUUUUCUUGUCAGUUGCCAUAGUCCAAACUUUUAAUAAUGGAAGGCAGUUGAGCAGAGCAUAGAUUGACGUGGUCUCCGAGUGACUGUGAGCAAAAUUUGCUUGGCUAUAAAUAUUGUGUACUGUAUGUUAACAGAAAUCCCUUGACACUUUUGUCUUAGCAUAAAAUGAAGACAUUCCUGCGCUGAAGCACUGCUUCUGCCAGAAUUCUCGUAAGGUGUUUCUCACACGAUUCCUGUAGGAUGAUGAACUUAGUAUACUGUUCUAAAAGUUACGAAAUAGACAUUCAGUGCAGGCAAUUUAAAAAACACUAUUAUGUUAACUUUAUGUCUGUGCAUUGUCUUCUUAUUAAUAUAUAUGUUGAUUAUGAAUGAAUGGUCCAAAUUACAGUUUUCAUUGUGAUAAAUUUUCUAAACCUCGAGAUGAAUUGAGCAUCUUACAUAAUGUACAUUAAUGUUAACUGUGAUAGUGACAAUUCUAGUAGUUGUGGACAUAUUGCUCAGAACAUUUUAUAGCGUGGUCCUCAUUUGUGUGCACUUUAACUAUAUGCAUUUAAAUAAAUUUAAAGAGUUUUGUAUUGAACCCUUCAUUUGUAGCUUUAGGUUUGAAAUGCUAUUGCUGACAUAAGAGCAGAACCGAGUAAGAACUCACCCUGUGAAGAAUUAUAAGAAUAUUGCUCUGUCUGCAUUGUAACAUUACACUAUAAUUCAGCAUUUUGCUAACAAAAAUAUAAUUAGGCUGUUCAAACGUAUAUUUUGAUGGGGGGAAUAUUACUUAGUAUGAAUGGCGUUGAAAGCUUUGAUCUGCUCCCAGACAUAGUAGUGGAUGUUCUCUGCAUCUCAACUGAAGGUUUAGACAACUCUUUACUGGUGGAAUGUUAAUACAGAAUAAUACGUAAGGCCACCUUUUGUAUAUAUAGAUGUAAGUUUGAUUAAGAUGUGUAAUAUUUGAUACUGAAUUCUAGAUUGCACUUGAACUGCUGACAGGAAAUAUUGUAUAUAAAUUGUAAAAUACUGUAGCAUGUAAAGAGCUAAUAAACAACCUAUCAGCGUAACA